This is a messenger RNA of Telopea speciosissima, 1773 nucleotides long. RefSeq names its product BTB/POZ and MATH domain-containing protein 2-like. Bases 343 to 1560 code for a protein of 405 amino acids. The record is from RefSeq and is a predicted model, not a curated record. Gene Ontology annotation, biological process: protein ubiquitination. Gene Ontology annotation, molecular function: protein binding. The transcript has 4 exons. Lineage: Eukaryota; Viridiplantae; Streptophyta; Magnoliopsida; Proteales; Proteaceae.
AUUCGUGAUCUACUUUUCCUCGCUUCUCUCCUUCUUCAGUUUUUCCUUCCAUAACCAAACCCUAGAAAGCUAUAAGAAGCCGAUUUGGAUCUUGUAGCAGAAUUCGUCACCACAACGCAGGAAUCGUUAACUGUAAAGCUUUAGGAACCCUAAUUCGAAGUCCAACCAAAUUCAUUUCAUUUGAAUUGUUUGUAUUUAAACCUUGUAAACUCCCUAGAUCACACCCCCAAUUUAGAUUCGCGUGGUGUUUCAGGGGAGCCCGUAGAACCCAAUUCAUUCUAAGACAUCGCAAUUGAUUCUCUAGGAGAAAAUCACAAUCAGAGUCGUCCGUUUCAAUUGUUGAUGGGCAUGGGUAGGAUUUGCAGAGGAACCUCCAAACCUUCGUCUUCUUCAUCUCCUUCGUUAACCACAUCUACAUCUCAUACCGAAACUGUUAAUGGUUCUCACCAAUUCAAGAUCACUGGCUACUCUCUAUCAAAGGGUCUCGGGAUCGGGAAAUACAUCGCGUCCGACACUUUCAUGGUGGGUGGAUACGCCUGGGCAAUCUAUUUCUAUCCCGACGGGAAGAGCAUCGAGGACAACGCGACUUAUGUUUCUCUAUUCAUCGCGUUAGCAAGUGACGGCACAGAUGUCAGAGCUCUUUUCGAAUUGACGCUUUUAGAUCAAAGCGGGAAAGAGAGACAUAAGGUUCACAGCCAUUUUGGGAGGACGCUGGAGAGCGGGCCAUACACGCUUAAAUACCGUGGAAGCAUGUGGGGUUACAAGCGUUUUUUCAAAAGAACCGCUUUGGAGACAUCGGAUUACCUCAAAGACGAUUGCUUAUCAGUUCACUGUAGUGUCGGUGUUGUUAGAUCACGGACAGAACCACCCAAGAUUUACUCCAUUGCAAUGCCACCUUCUAACAUUGGUCAACAUUUCGGGCAGCUCUUGGAAAGUGGGAAGGGAACUGAUGUAAAUUUUGAAGUUGAUGGGGAGACAUUUGCAGCCCACAAGUUGGUUCUAGCGGCUCGUUCUCCUGUGUUCAGAGCACAACUUUUUGGUCCAAUGAAGGAUCGAAACACUCAUUGCAUAAACGUUGAAGAUAUGGAGGCUCCAGCUUUUAAGGCCUUGCUCCAUUUCAUAUACUGGGAUGACCUCCCUGACAUGCAAGAGCUGACUGGUUUCAACUCCAAGUGGGCUUCCACCCUGAUGGGUCAGCAUCUGCUUGCAGCUGCAGAUCGAUAUGGACUUGAGAGGCUCAGGUUGCUCUGUGAGGCCAAACUCUGUGAGGAUGUUGCCAUAAACACCGUGGCAACUACACUAGCCUUGGCAGAGCAGCACCACUGUUUCCGACUGAAAGCUGUAUGUCUCAAAUUUGUUGCAUUGCCAGAAAAUUUGAGAGCUGUGAUGCAAACAGAUGGUUUUGAAUAUCUUAAGGAAAGUUGCCCAUCUGUCAUGACUGAACUGCUGGAAUAUGUGGCAAAGAUUGGUGAGCACUCCAUCAUUGUCUGCGGACAUGGUAAUGAAGCCAUACUUGAUGGCAGUGAUGUUAAUGGAAGACGUGUGAAACAAAGGAUAUAACAUGGCGGUUCUCUUCACACAUCAUCCCUGUAAACCCAAAACAUAAAAGAAAAAAGAUAGAAGGAAAAGGCCCAGACGCCUAGAAAAAUGAUAGGAUCAUUUUCUGGUUUGUUUACUUUUAACCUUUUUGUAAGAGAUGUAAGAUUAGUGAUUUGUAUGUUGCCAUGUAAUUUGAAAUUCUCCACUAGAGAGCUUGCAGGGCUUUCUGGUGAA